Andrographis paniculata is the source of this 704-nucleotide messenger RNA. RefSeq names its product 60S ribosomal protein L22-2. The record is from RefSeq and is a predicted model, not a curated record. Gene Ontology annotation, molecular function: structural constituent of ribosome; RNA binding. The transcript has 3 exons. Gene Ontology annotation, cellular component: ribosome. The coding region runs from base 126 to 506 and encodes 126 amino acids. Gene Ontology annotation, biological process: cytoplasmic translation. Lineage: Eukaryota; Viridiplantae; Streptophyta; Magnoliopsida; Lamiales; Acanthaceae.
CAAAACCCUAGACCAUCGCCUGCCUCGUCUUCAAUUUAUUGUUGUUCUUGGUUCACGUCAUCUCUCUGCAGCCUGCGCGCGCAUCACACGGUCGACGUUUGAUUCCGUAGCCGAACAGAGGGAAGAUGAGUAAAAGCGUGGCUACUGCGGGAGCGAAAGGCGGGAAGAAGAAAGGAGUUAGCUUUGUGCUCGAUUGUACGAAGCCGGUGGAGGAUAAGAUUAUGGAGAUUGCUUCGCUUGAAAAGUUCCUGCAGGAGAGGAUUAAGGUCGGCGGAAAGGCCGGUGCUCUUGGGGAUUCUGUUACGGUAACUCGUGACAAGAACAAGAUAACAGUCACCGCCGAUUCUGCAUUUUCCAAAAGGUAUCUCAAGUAUUUGACAAAGAAAUACUUGAAAAAGCACAACGUAAGGGAUUGGCUUCGGGUUAUUUCUUCAAACAAGGAUCGCAAUGUCUAUGAAUUACGCUAUUUCAACAUUGCUGAGCAAGAGGGAGAGGAUGAAGACUAAGCUUGGAUCUUUAGUUCAAUUUUUUAGCCUGUGCUAGACCAUGUUCUUCCUGGACCACUUUUUGAUCAAUCUGUGUUGUUGGUUCUGCUUAUUAUUGCUAAACUUUCAGACUACUGUUUUGUUUUAUAGUGAUGAUAUCUUGUGCUAGUUAGAAUUAUCAUGUUAUAAUUAAAUCGUAUAAACCCGUUAUUGCAUUCA